AGUGGGUCCUGCUUCCUGCUGCCACACCUUGGGGCAGAGGCCCGGGACGGUCCCAGGGCCCGGGGAGCAGCCGCCCAGUGAGACGCCCUCCAGCUGGCCUACCUUGUCCAGAGACGUCCACCCGAGCGCGGGCCAGAGGGAGGCGAGAAGGACAGAGGGCGGGAGAGCCGUCCUGUCUCCACAAAAGGUGACGGCCAUGUCAGUGAGGGUGCGGUUCCUGAGCCCCGGGGACUCGGGGGCCGUGGGGGCCGUGGGCCGCAGCGCCUCCUUCGCGGGCUUCAGCAGUGCACAGAGCCGCAGGAUCGCGAAGUCCCUCAGCAGGAACUCAGUGAGGUCACGAACCCCCGCCAAGCCCCCCAGGACCUACAGCACGCUGCGCAAGGGCUCGGCCUGCCUGGACCCCCAGCCCCAGCAGGUGAAGAGGAUCUUUGAAGCGCUGAAGAGGGGUCUCAGGCAGCACCUGUGCGCGCAGCAGGCCGAGCUGGACCACCUGUGUGGACGCCACGCCGACGCCCGCAGGAACUCCAGGCUGGCCUUCUACUACGACCUGGACAAGCAAACGCGCUGCGUGGAGAGGCACAUCCGCAAGAUGGAGUUCCACAUCAGCAAGGUGGAGGAGCUCUACGAGGGCUACUGUGUCCAGUGCCGCCUGCGCGACGGGGCUGCCAACAUGCAGCGCGCCUUCGCCAGGUGCCCGCCCAGCCGCGCCUCCCGCGAGAGCCUGCAGGAGCUGGGCCGCAGCCUGCACGMGUGCGCCGAGGACAUGUGGCUCAUCGAGGGGGCGCUGGAGGUCCACCUGGGCGAGUUCCACGUCAGGAUGAAAGGCCUGGUGGGCUUUGCGCGCCUCUGCCCAGGAGACCACUAUGAGGUGCUUAUCCGCCUGGGCGGCCAGCGCUGGAGGCUGAAGGGCCGGAUCGAGCCGGACGACAGCCAGACGUGGGACCAGGAGGAGAAGGCCUUCGUCCCCACCCUGCACGAGAACUUGGAGAUCAAGGUGACAGAGCUUCGCGGCCUGAGCUCGCUGGUGGUGGGCUCCGUGACCUGCGACAUCGCAGACUUCUUCACGACGCAGCCGCAGACGGUGGUGGUGGACAUCACAGAGCUGGGCACCAUCAAGCUGCAGCUGGAGGUGCUGUGGAACCCAUUUGACUCUGAGAGCCUCCUGGUGUCACCCAGCCCCACGGGCAAGUUUUCCCUGGGCAGCAGGAAGGGCUCCUUGCACAACUGGACACCCCCAAGCACCCCCAGCUUCCGGGAGAGGUACUACCUGUCUGUCCUGCAGCAGCCAGCGCAGCCGGCGUUGCUGCUGGGCAGGCCAAGGGCCCCCUCCAUCCUCAGCUACCUGUCCGAGAGUGACCUCCAGGGCCYCAGCCUGCGCAGCCGGAGCCAGGAGCUGCCAGAGAUGGACUCCUUCAGCUCCGAGGAGCCCCGGGACGCCGAGACCAGCAGGUCGGCCUCUACCCCGGAUGUGGGGCUCCUGCCCUCGGCCGUUGACCCUGCCGCCGCCACUGAAGAGGAGGCCCCAAAGGGCCCCCCGCCCCUGGGCCUGCUGCCGGAGAUGGCCCACCUGGCGGGGGCCUGGCCUGCGGAGCAGCCUGGCUGCAGGAGCCGGGGAGCAGGGAGCCCCAACCCGCCCCAGGGCCCCCUGACCCACAGCUGCCCGCUCCCGAGCAGCCGGGAGGACCAGGACGAAGGAGAAGCUGGGGCUGCCAUGGACGGGCCUGCCGUGGCCCCCGAGAGGCCCCUGCACGAGGUCCUGGAGUUACUGAGGUCCACGGGCCCUGGCCAGCCCCAGCUCCGGGAGCUCGAGUACCAGGUCCUCGGCUUCAGGGACCGGCUGAAGCCCCGCGGGGCCCGGCAGGAGGAGGCCGCGGCCGAGAGCCUGAUGGACUGCAUCCUGGAGAGCUUCGCCUUCCUCCAUGCCGACCUUGCUCCCGACCAGCUGUCCCUGUUCGGGGACUCCCAGGGUCUGCGGAAGGACCGGCCCCCGCCGUCCCCACCGAAGGGGUCCUCCAGGGAGCUCACAGCUGGUGCCCGGGAGCUGGACGCGCUGCUCACGGUCCACCUGAAAGUCUGCAAAGCCCUGCUGCAGAGACUGGCCUUCCCCAAUCUGGCGAGGGUGGUGCAGGACUGCCUCCUGGAGGAAGCAGCCCAGCAAAAGCAGAUUCUGGAGACGCUUUCUGACCUUGAUUUUGACAAGGUCAGCAACGCGACAUCCAUUGAAGAGGUCAUUCCGCAGGCCUCCCACGGGAAGGGCUGCCUGGCGCUGUGGCACGGGUGCACGGGGCCCGGCAGCAUCCUGUCCUGCCCCGCCACGACGCUCCUGGGCCAGCUCAAGAGGACCUUCCUGCACAGAGUCCGAGGGAAAUACCCAGGACAGCUGGAAAUAGUGUGCCGCAGGCUCCUGGAACAGGUGGUCAGCUGCAGAGGGUUGCUCCCCGAGGCUGGGCUCCUGGAGCGACAGACUGUCACCUGGUUCCAGUUUCACAGCUACCUGCAGAGACAGAGCGUCUCUGACCUGGAGAAGCACUUUGCCCAGCUCACCAAGGAAGUCACGCUCACCCAGGAACUGCACUGCGCAGGGCAGCUCAGGACCGUCAGGAAGCUGCGGGGAAAGCGGCUGGGCCUGCUCCAGCCGCUGCCCCAGACCUUGAGAGCCUGGGCGCUGCUGCAGCUGGACGGGCCCCCACGGGUGUGCAAGGCGGCCAGAGCUCGCCUGGCCAGCGCAGCCAAGAACAGGAGCUUCCGGGAAAAGGCUCUGCUCUUCUACACCGACGCYCUGACCCAGCCUGACGCCAGGCUCCAGCAGGCUGCGUGCAUGGCCCUCCAGCAGCUCAGGGGCAUCGAAAGCAUCGAUCAGAUUGCCAGCCUGUGCCAGUCUGACCUUGAGGCCGUGCGGGCUGCAGCCCGGGAAGCCACACUGUCAUUCGGUGAAAAAGGACGCUUAGCUUUUGAAAAGAUGGACAAACUUCGCUUAGAACAAAGAGACGGCUUUGGCCAGGAAGCAGAAGUUGAAAUCACAGUAUUUUAAAAAGCCUCAGCUGAGGAGCUCACAUCUGGAAUUUUUCCCCGUUGCUACGCAGCCCGACACAGUGCCUGAGCUUUGCGGGGGGCAUACUGGGUGUCCCCCACGAAUGUGAGCUGGUCCAAGUGGCUGCUGAGCCUCGGACUACUGCAAACCCUGGGGCCCAAGUGGCGCUUUUACAGAAGCAGAAGCCGCUGGUGUGCUGUGCGGCCAGGGCUGCGGCCUCACCCGCACACUCCGCUUCUGCCUUUGAGAAUCUGACCCGCCCCAGGACACAGAGGCAGGUGGCCGUGGACAAAGGUGCCAAGGCCAGGCCAGGCGAGGUUCUGCCUGAAGGACUCCAGGUAGACGCGUGCRUGGAACGUGCAGCUUCCUACGUGUCCGCUGGCUCGGUGCUCCUGGCUCAGAAAAUCCUGGGGCUGAGGGGCCGGGGGUGGGCCAGGUGGCUGACCAUGCUACCAAAGCCUGUGGUGGCCCAAGUCAUUUCAACAGCAGCUCGCGUCACCUUGGCGAGCAGGGGAGGUGGGAGGCUUGAGGCCAGCACGUCUAUGCCACUCUGGCCGSCCACGCCUGGUUUUCACCACGUCCAACAGCACAAAGGAGAGCAGACAAGACCUGGCCACGGAGCCUGGGGCGUCACGAGCUUUGGUCACACAGGUCAAAAUGGAACCCAACGUUUGAAGCAAGUCGACCUGAGGCCUGUUAAAUAAAUGGCUCCAGCAGCCACGGCUGGUGUGGAAGGACCUCGGCAAGGGCUGCUUUAAGAGGGAAAACUAGCCCCCCCCCCCGACUCUGUUAAAAAAAAAACAACACACAAAACCCCGUGUCCUGAGAUGUGUGUCAACGAUGUGGUGAACUGUGGGGUGUGACUGUCCUGUCAG
This is a messenger RNA of Urocitellus parryii (Arctic ground squirrel), 3906 nucleotides long. RefSeq names its product RIPOR family member 3 (gene Ripor3). The record is from RefSeq and is a predicted model, not a curated record. Lineage: Eukaryota; Metazoa; Chordata; Mammalia; Rodentia; Sciuridae.